UCCUCCGGGGGUGGCAGCGGGGAGGAGUGGGGGAGGAAUAUUUUUAGCUGAGCUUAAAGCUGCCGGGGAGACUACGGGAGAUCGUGCAGGUUGCUGUGGCCGGGUAGAGUUGGACGGGAUCUCCCUCCCCUCCUUUUUUUCUUCCUCCUCCUCCUCGCACAUCCGAGGGCGGCAGCGGGGCCAGCCUCCCCAUCCCAGAGGUCGCCUUUGUUUUUCCCUGGCCGCUCUCUCGAGCAGCCGGGGCGGGGUGGGAGGGGGCCAGGCUGGGCUGGACCAGCCGCCCCUUCUCCUCCUCACCCCGCCGGAGCCUGCGGAGUUGGUGCGGUUCCCCCGGGAGCUUCUUUCCUCCCCGACCCGGGGCUGAGCAGCCACCGCCCCCUACCCCGGGACCCUCCAUGGCACCGCCGCGAUGUUCGUGUCCCGGCUGCUGGAUUUCCAGAAGACGCGUUACGCCAGGUUUAUGAACCACCGUGUCCCAUCCAACUGCAGGUACCAGCCGACCGAGUACGAGCACGCAGCCAACUGUGCCACCCACGCGUUCUGGAUCCUGCCCAGCAUCCUCGGCAGCUCCAUCCUCUACAUCCUCUCUGAUGACCAGUGGGAAACUAUCUCAGCCUGGAUCUAUGGUUUUGGCUUGUCCAGCCUCUUCAUUGUCUCCACCAUCUUCCACACCAUCUCCUGGAAGAAGAGGCAUCUCAGGACUGUGGAGCACUGCUUGCACAUGUUCGACAGAAUGGUGAUCUACUUCUUCAUUGCUGCCUCAUAUGCUCCCUGGCUGAACCUGAGGGAGCUGGGUCCUUGGGCCUCCCACAUGCGCUGGAUCAUCUGGAUCAUGGCUUCUGUUGGGACUGUCUAUGUCUUCUUCUUCCAUGAGCGGUACAAGCUGGUGGAGCUGGUGUGCUAUGUUAUCAUGGGCUUCUUCCCUGCCUUGGUCAUUCUCUCCAUGCCCAACAGGGAUGGCCUCCCAGAGCUGGUGGCUGGUGGAUUCUUCUACUGCCUGGGCAUGGUCUUCUUCAAAAGCGACGGCCGCAUCCCCUUCGCCCAUGCCAUCUGGCACCUCUUCGUGGCCAUCGGAGCUGGCAUCCACUACUACGCCAUUUGGAGGUACCUCUACCGGCCCGGUGCGCUGGAGGCUAAAACGUCCUGGUAGCUGCCUUAGAGACAUUUGUGCCAGCUGGCACGUGGAGGCAUGGAGGGGAAGGGGGAGACAGCCAGAGCCGUGGGCUCACCCUGAGCCAUCCCCUCACUGCAUGGGCAGCAGGUGCCGGUGCCCUUCCCGCACAGCCAGAGGAGCCUGGAGGUUGAUUUUAAGCAGCUCUUCCUUUUUUAACCUCGGAACUGUUCAUCUUUCUAGGCAAAGCUUUCAGAAGGUGGUGGUUGACUGAUGGACUGCAGGCAAUAGGGGAGCGACUCCUCCUGGGGGGGCUAGGGGAGGCUUCCCUCACCUGCUGGCCCUGAGCAUCCUAUAGGACCAAGGGUCUUGGCCCACAUGCCUCUGGCUAAGAACACGCUGGGUUUGGCUACCAAAGUCCUUAGUGAGGGCCACACAGAGGUCUGGAGGUGUUUAGGUUGGGGGAGAAACCCAGCCCCUUUGGUCCUCCCUGGGCAUACGGCUGCCCCAGCUGGGAGGGGGGCACAACAGCAUCCCCACACCACAAAGAGUGGUCCUAAGUCCUGUCAGCAUCAAUUGCCUCCCUCCCAGGUUCUUGAUGGCAAGGUCCAGAGUCAACAAAGCCUAACAUGAGAUUAAAACUUGAAUCUCUUCUAGGGCUCCACAGAGUCUGGAAAGCUCUUUCUCUAA
Messenger RNA from Pogoniulus pusillus (Red-fronted tinkerbird), 1801 nucleotides. RefSeq names its product monocyte to macrophage differentiation associated 2 (gene MMD2). Lineage: Eukaryota; Metazoa; Chordata; Aves; Piciformes; Lybiidae. The record is from RefSeq and is a predicted model, not a curated record. Gene Ontology annotation, cellular component: membrane. Gene Ontology annotation, molecular function: pore-forming activity. Bases 410 to 1150 code for a protein of 246 amino acids. The transcript has 7 exons.